CACUUGAACGUUUCAUUAUUCACUGUCUGUGAAAAGCCAAGGGGGUGAGCGCAGCGGUAAAGCCAACACCACCGCUGCCCCUUCGUUACAUGUGGGCGAGAUUUCUCUUGACUAACAAACAGGAUCAAAACUUUACUUGUUGUAUUACAUUAAACGAUCAUGCAGUUUUAUUAUUUUUAUUUUCAGAGCUUCACUUGGGCAGAGUGAUUAAAGUUUGAUUCCCUAAGGGAAAUCUGCAAGUUUAGACUGGACGACAGUGGAAUCUGUGUAACCUCGAGGAAUAAUUCCCAUCUCCUUGGAGCAUUUGUCCCGGCACACGGACGCACGAGCCAGGGACAAAAAUGGUUGGCGCUAAAUAAAACCAGCGCAAACUUGUUUGCUGGUCUUGCAACCAAGUGGAAAACGCUUUUGGAUGGUCGCCUUCUCGGAGGGUUGCACACCAGGCUAGGUUGACCUAACCAUGCCACAGAGGACAGCACUUCCUUUGCUCUUCACCUGAGCGUGGCCCAUCUGAAGGAUAAGAACACCCAUAUAAGAAUGCAGCCGUUGGAUUUCAGCUCAGCAUUUAACAAGAUCCUCCCCCAGCAGCUGGCUGUUUCCGGAGGAAUGUGCUUUUAAACCCCUACAGCCGGGAAAUCAAGAGGUGACGCACCUGUGUAGAACCUCCCUGGAAACAAAUGCUCCACCACCAUGCUACCAGGGAUGGUACACUACCCUUCAGGGCUAGCAGUCGGAGCACUGCUGUCCUUCCUGCUGUCAGCCACUGUCUGGCCAGUCAUCCUACUUCCCAACGCUACUGUCCAAGGAUCAGACGUUUCUUACUCCUACCCCACCUUUGACCGCAACGACACUGUGUUUGAGCACCUGGCCCUGCAUCCCAACCCUGCUGUUGGUCGGGUUUAUGUGGGGGCCCGAGAUCUCCUCUUUCAGUUGGAUCAGUUCCUCCAAACUGAAAUCCAGGAUGAAACUGGACCCGUCACAGACAGUCGAGAGUGUUUACCUCCUGUUACAGUAACCAACUGCCCUCAGGCAAGGACGACCAGUAACCAUAACAAGCUCCUCCUCAUUGAUCCUUAUUCCAUGGAACUCAUUACCUGUGGGAGCGUCAGUCAAGGAAUUUGCCAGAAAAGAAAUCUGGAUUCAAUAGAUAGGGUACUGUUUUCCACGACUCGACCAGUGGAUACGCAAUAUGUAGCAGCCAACCACCCCAACGUUAGCACUGUUGGCCUUGUUGUUAGGUCACAUCCUGACAGACAGCCUGUUCUGUUUGUAGGCCGAGGUUACACCAGCAGCCAUCCACCUAUCUCCACAAGAAACCUAAAGCAGGAACCCAUCUUUUCCUACGAGGAGGCCGCCAAAUUAGCUGUGGCUGGGCGUCUCUCAGAGUACGACCAUCAUUUCGUGGCCUCGUUUGCCUACCGUCAGCAUGUUUAUUUCCUAUUCUACAGACGAGAUCUCAAGUCACAGUCGCGGGAGUACCGUACCUACAUUUCCCGCGUAUGUUUGGAUGACCAGUCUUAUUACUCCUACGUAGAGGUACCGCUGACAUGCCGUUCCAGGACAGGGAAAAAUUACAACUUGCUGCAAGCUGUCCAGCUGGGGCUCUCUAAAGUCGUUGAGGAUAGUCAAGCCUCCGAGAUCCUUGUUGGUGUUUUCUCCACCCGGCUGGCUUCAUCGUCUCAGCCCAGCGAGGACUCGGCCUUGUGCAUGUUCAAUCUUGCAGAUGUGGAUCAGAGGAUUAAUGCCACCAGGGACCUGUGCUACACAAAGAUGGGGAGAGAAGAAGUAGUGGACGCGGCCUACAUUGAGUAUGAGGUCAAAUCCAACUGUGCUAACCUGCCAAACAACACACUGGAAGCCUACCCUUGUGGCUCUGACCACACCCCCAGCCCUAUGGCCAGCCGAGUUGCCGUGAAGGCCGAAACCAUAUUGGACAGCCCUUCUGCUCGUCUCACUGCAGUGGCUGUCAGCAUCAAGUCAGGACAUACAAUUGCCUUCCUGGGAGACUCGAGAGGAAAUCUGCACAAGGUGUUCCUGGGUUCGAAUGGUGAAGUGGAGGAGUACUCCGUCACCUCCAUUCAAGAGAACGCAGCCAUCAGCUCUGACCUCAUCCUUGACCAGAAGGAGGAACAUCUCUUCAUAAUGACCCAUAACAAGCUGCAGAAAAGGCCAGUGGCCGAAUGUCAGCAGCACCUGGACUGCCACUCCUGCCUGCUGGCCCAUGACCCCUACUGUGGCUGGUGUAUCCUAGAGGGAAGGUGCACGUUGCAGUCGGAGUGUGCACGUGGGAGCCAGCCAGGUCAGUGGCUCUGGAGCUUUGACAUAGAGCUGCAGUGUCUGACUGUGCAGCACAUCAACCCCUCCAACAUCAGCAGGGACGAGAGCAGGAUGAUACACCUGUCGGUGCCAGGUCUCCCACUGCUGGAGAAGCAUGAGUCGUAUUCCUGCUUCUUCCAGGGCGUCCACAGCACUGCUACUGUCACUGAAGCUGGAGUCACCUGCCAGUCACCCACAAUCACCCAAGUACCCUCUGUGCCUCCAGGACAGGACUCUGUGACAGUCACAUUGUCACUUUGUUUUGGUGACGUCAGAGUCACCGGACAUGAUUUCAUCUUCUAUGACUGUAUGGCUGUCAAGGAGCUGUCUGGCAGCAUGCCCUGCCGUGGUUGUGUUCUGAGUCACUGGGGCUGUAACUGGUGUGUUCAUCAGCACCUGUGUACCCACAAACCCACCUGUGAGCAGGGAGUCAUUAUCUACAACCAGCAUUUUGAGCUUCCCAUCUCAGCUCCUCUCCCAACUAAUCCCAUUAAAGUCAGCACAAUGUCCAGCAUCAGCCACACCAUCUUGACCUCCACCUCCACCACCACCACCUCCACCACCACCACAACAACAUCAGCUUCAACAACAUCAGCUGUUACCUCAUCCAUUACAACCAAACCCCAGGCCACGGUACCAAUAACCAGUCAGCCAACCACCGUGCCGCCCAUUCCACCGACCACAACACUCAGUCCUGGACUGACCACCGUGACGACUCGACCUCCCGUCACACUGCAGCCUACCAGGCCGGUUGUGACCAUGCCUCUGACCUCAGAAACCACUGUCAUGAAGACACUAAAAAUAGCCGCAAGAGACGAAGAUGUCAUUGUUGUCACCCAGGGUGACACCAAAGUUGCUACGGUUACGCCCAAGGUGGUGAUGGCUGCAGAGUUGUUGCCCGUUACUGCAGUGAAUCAGGAACCUGUGAUCGCUCUGAUGAUCCCCGACACGUCCCCACAGAUGGUGGUGACCGAGUCGCUCCGCAGAGAAGCUGAGGGAGACCUUCCCGUGACGGCACCGGCCGUCCUCCCGCUUCCAUCACCCCUACCUACAGAACACUCUGAGCUGGAACUGACCCAAACGCCCUCUUUAGUGGCACCGACUGAAAACACUCGGACUCAAGGCCCAGGUGUUUUUUCUGAGGUCCUUCCCUGGCCAGAAGAGGUGGAUGCUGAAGAAGAAGACAAGUUAGAAAAUGAGGGCGCCACAUUUUCAGCUGCCGUCGUGUUGUCAGGUGACGGUGAGGUUGACCGUGUCGCCACAUCCUAUCCCAACCUGUUGGAUAUAGACUCAGGGAUGGACUUCCAGUAUGACGCAGCUGAUGACUUACUGAUGGGGGAUGAGGGCUCCUUUGUCAACUGGGGCGCCUCAGCUUGUCCAUGUGUUGAAAAGGUUCAGGGUUCCUCGCUGCUUCCUGUGAGAGUUGACAGGAAGAUUACUCUACUGGCCCGCAACCUACACCUAUAUGAGGACACAGAGUUGGAGUACGAGUGUGUGCUGAUCAUUGAAGGCCAGACUGUGGUAGUGGACACCUAUGUGGAGCCUGAUGACAUGGAUCCCUACAGCUUUGACAUCACCUGUCAACUGCACCAGUACACAUACUCAGCUCCGGUGGAAGAGUACAACGCCAUGGUGUACGUGAAGAGGAAGGACACCUUCCACGUGGACAGUUCCACGGAUCUUUAUGUGACGUUGUACAACUGCUCCGUCGGCCGUUCUGACUGUAGUCGCUGCCAAACAGCGGACAGGAAGUACAGUUGUGUGUGGUGUGGCAGCGCUCAGGCCAGCUGCGUGUACACAGACUCGUGCGGUCAACCUGUCCAGCUGACGUGCCCUGCUCCCGUCAUCAGCUCUAUUGAGCCUCUCUCCAGUCUGCUGGAAGGAGGCUCCCUGGUCACCAUCCAGGGCUCCAACCUGGGUCAGAAGGCUGAAGACAUCCUGACCUCCGUGACUGUCGCUGGUGUGACCUGUACCGUCAUCCCAAACCUUUAUGAAGUCUCCUCCAGGAUUGUAUGCAGGACCAAAGCCAGUAAAGAAGAGAAGUCAGGCCUGGUCUAUGUUAAAGUGAAUGAAGAGUUCGGUGCAUCCAGCCAAAUGUUCAGUUACCAGGAUCCAUUUGUGAUGGGAGUGUCACCUGAGAGGGGGCCCAAAGCUGGAGGAACGUCUCUGACAAUCACUGGCCGACACCUGCUGACAGGCCACCCGUCUGACCUCAGCGUCACCGUGGGAGGAGUGCCCUGUACAAUUGUGUCAGAGGUGCUGGAGUCCAGUGUUCACUGUGUGACUGGCAGAAGUAAUAAAACAGGAGACCACCGCAUCACUCUGCACUACGGCAGCAACCAGCGCCACCUCCACACAAAGUUCUACCGCUACACAGACAACCCCGACCUCACCAGUGCCAUGCCGUCCAAGAGCUUUGUGGAAGGCGGACGGUUAAUCUUCGUGUCAGGUCAUAAUUUGGAUGUAGUUCAAGAACCCCAGAUUGUGGUAACGGUGUCCUCCUCUAAGUCUAUCAGCCAGAGCUCAGUGAAGAGGAGGAAAAAGAGGAGCACAGUGAGGAGAAAGGAGGGAGUUCCAACUACAGGAAGGAGAGUUAGGAGGCUUCAUGAAAUGGUCUGUUCUGAAGACGCACUCUGCUCUGUCAAACAGUUCACUGAGCGCUGUGUAGUGAACUCUUCCUCCUUGUUCCUAUGUCGCUCUCCAAUGGUGGACUCGUCAGUCCCCGGGUCAAAGGUCACAGUGGAGUUUCUCCUGGACAACCUCCGCUUCGACUUUAGCAGUCUGAACCAGCAGCCUUUCAGCUACGAACCCAACCCCGUCCUCCGUUGUCUGAACCAACAGGAACCGCUCAAAGCCUAUCGCUACAAUCCUGGGAGUUUCAUCCAGCUGGAGGGUGAAAAUCUGGACCUGGCCAUUUCUAAGGAGGAGGUGGUGGUGCUAAUAGGUGAAGGUGUGUGUGCUGUCAAGACACUGACGAGAAACCACCUGUACUGUGAGCCCCCACCGCAGCAGCCCGCACCAGGACUCAACAGCAGGAAGCUGGAGGGCUCUGACAACCUGCCAGAGUUUAUCGUCCAAAUGGGCAACCUGAACUUCUCCCUUGGUAAAGUCCUGUACGACAACCUCAGUCCGUCCACGUUCCCCCUGGAGGCAAAGAUCGGUGUGGGAGUGGGCUCGUCUAUUGUAGCGUUGAUCGUCCUCAUCAUCGUAUUCAUCUACAGGAGGAAAAGUAAGCAGGCUCUUAGGGACUACAAGAAAGUCCAAAUCCAACUGGAGAACCUGGAGACCAGUGUGAGGGACCGCUGCAAGAAAGAGUUCACUGACCUGAUGACUGAGAUGAUGGACAUGUCCAGUGACCUCGUGGGCUCCGGAAUCCCGUUCCUUGACUACCGGAUGUAUGCUGAACGCAUUUUCUUCCCCGGCCACAGAGAGUCUCCUCUCAGGCGUGACCUCGAUGUCCAGGACUGUCGUCGACAGACGGUGGAGCAAGGCCUGGUGCAGCUAUCCAACCUGCUCAACAGUAAACUCUUCCUCACUAAGUUCAUUCACACACUGGAAAGCCAGCGAACCUUCUCCCCGAGGGACAGAGCUUAUGUCGCUUCCCUGCUGACUGUGGCCCUUCAUGGCAAACUGGAAUAUUUCACCGACAUCCUCAAAACUCUCUUGAAUGACCUCGUUGAACAAUACGUGGCCAAGAAUCCCAAACUGAUGUUGCGACGGACAGAGACGGUAGUGGAGAAGCUCUUAACCAAUUGGAUGUCCAUCUGUCUCUAUGCUUUCCUCAGGGACUCAGCAGGAGAGUCUCUCUUCAUGCUGUUCAGGGCCAUUAAGCACCAGGUGGACAAGGGACCAGUGGAUGCUGUUUCUGGGAAGGCCAAGUACACUCUGAAUGACAACCGACUGCUGCGAGAGGAUGUGGAGUACAAGACCAUGACUCUGAAUGUGCUGGUGCAGGGUGGAGGAGUGAAUGAAAACCAGCCACUGCCUUCCAAAGUGCUGGACAUUGAUACCAUCACACAGGUGAAGGAGAAGCUGCUGGAUCAGGUGUUCAAGGGAACAUCCUUCUCCAACCGACCCCAUGCUGACUCACUAGACCUGGAGUGGAGGUCGGGUGUUGCCGGUCAUCUCAUUCUGUCAGAUGAAGACCUGACGUCGGUGAUUCAGGGCAACUGGAAGCGCUUAAAUACUCUUCAGCACUACAAGGUCCCAGAUGGUGCGACAGUUGCUUUGGUCCCUCGUCACAACAAACACAUUCACCACGACAGCCACGACUACGUAGCAGGAGAGACAGAAACACCAAUGCUGGAAGACGCAGAUGAAGGAGGAAUGCGACUGUGGCAUCUUGUCAAAGGCAGUGAAGAGCCGGAGCUGCCCAAGCACCGCAGGGGCAGCCUACGGGAGAGGGAGCGGGCCAAGGCCAUCCCUGAGAUCUACCUGACCCGUCUGCUGUCCAUGAAGGGUACGCUGCAGAAGUUUGUAGACGAUCUCUUCACGGUGAUUCUCAGCACCAGCCGCCCCGUCCCACUGGCUGUUAAAUAUUUCUUUGACCUACUGGACGACCAGGCAGCACAACAUGGCAUCCUGGACCAGGAGACCAUCCACAUCUGGAAAACCAACAGUCUCCCCCUGCGUUUCUGGAUCAACAUCGUGAAGAACCCUCAGUUCAUUUUUGAUGUCCAGGCGUCGGACCAUGUGGACGCCGUCCUCUCCGUCAUCGCACAGACAUUCAUGGAUUCAUGCACUAUAGCUGAGCACAAGCUUGGACGGGACUCUCCCAUCAACAAGCUGCUGUAUGCCAGAGACAUCCCCCGGUACAAGCAGAUGGUGGAAAGGUACUACGCUGACAUCAGGCAGACCAUCUCAGCCAGUGAUCAGGAGAUGAACUCUGCUUUGGCUGAAAUGUCCAGGAACUACUCUGGAGAGCUGAAUUACCUGGUGGCAUUGCACGAGCUCUACAAGUACAUCAACAAAUACUAUGACCAGAUUAUUACGGCAUUAGAAGAGGACACCACAGCCCAGAAGAUGCAGCUUGGCUACAGGCUACAGCAGAUUGCUGCGGCCGUGGAGAACAAGGUCACAGACUUGUGACAGUGGAGACACCAAUGUGGCAGGAACCAUUGGAACGCUGAGUUGAGGAUCAGAAACUUAUGGAUUAUUAAAAAGACAGACUUUUUUGAUGUGAGUCAGCUCACGUGGCUUUUUUUUUAUUAUUAUUAAUUUAGAAGUUGGCAUUAAAGUCCACAUCCCAGCAUCUUUAACUUCAUUUUUACAUUGUUUACAUAAUUCCACAUUGUUGAGUCCAAAAACUGUAGGACCAAGGGCCCUCGUAGAGACAGGAGAGCAGGUGGACGCCUAAACACUUUUGGUACUGUUUGUGUGUUUAUGAAGAGACAUUUGAAGGAAAAGGAG
This is a messenger RNA of Cynoglossus semilaevis (tongue sole), 7725 nucleotides long. RefSeq names its product plexin b1b (gene plxnb1b). Gene Ontology annotation, cellular component: plasma membrane; semaphorin receptor complex. Gene Ontology annotation, biological process: axon extension; semaphorin-plexin signaling pathway; positive regulation of axonogenesis. The transcript is spliced from 39 exons. The record is from RefSeq and is a predicted model, not a curated record. The coding region runs from base 691 to 7404 and encodes 2237 amino acids. Gene Ontology annotation, molecular function: protein binding; semaphorin receptor activity. NCBI's taxonomy places the organism in Eukaryota, Metazoa, Chordata, Actinopteri, Pleuronectiformes, Cynoglossidae.